GAGGGCUCGCAUCCCUCGGAGCAGCCGGAAAGCGACCUGCUAAGUCAACAAGCAACCGCACCGGCCUCUUUUCCCCGCAAGCCCCUGGAAAUAUCUCACCAUGUGCCGAGGACUCGAACUGCUGCCGAUCACCUGCCUGGAGAGGGCCAAAGAGCUGAAAGCUCUGUUUGGAAGUUUGCUGCACAAGUCUGACCACAGCAUCCCUGCGCAGCCCCACAAAAAAAGCGAGACUCAGAGUGUCGAUGAGCGGCUGAAAUGGAAGGAGUCGUUUGAGAAAUUGCUGUCAAGUCAAAAUGGUUUGUGUCUAUUCAGAGCUUUCCUCGUGUCAGAAUUCAGCGAGGAAAAUAUUGCUUUCUACUUGGCGUGUGAAGACUACAGGACCACGAAACCCUCGCAAAUGUCGGAAAAGGCCAAGCAGAUCUUUGACGAGUUCAUCAGCGCCGACGCACCCAGAGAGGUAAAUCUCGAUCACGUUACGAAAGCCAUCACCAAGGAGAACAUCGAGCACCCCACCCGGUCGUGUUUUGAUCUGGCCCAGGCCAAAAUUUAUACUCUGAUGGAAAAAGACUGCUACCCUCGUUUCCUGAAGUCCUUGAGCCAGCAGAGCGAACAAGACCGGCUGAGCGACUUCCUCAAGAGCUGCGCGACCGGCGGCCGGCAGAUGUGAUCCUCCCGCCGGAGGACUUUUCGUCAGCUGACUGACGCCUAGCCGAAAGCGAUGCGCGACAAAUACCUGAGACGAGGAGUCGCGCGCCAGGUUCAGCGGACUGGAUUCCGAGCUGAAGGAGGACGCACGCUGAGCUGCUCGUGAGAAGACCCGCCAACGAGUCCUCGUGCAAGCCUGACAGCCAAACAUGAAAAAUAAUGCCGUCUUGCUUUCACACUGCCAGUACUUUGCGCCAUUAGUUAAUUUAUUCUCGUUCAACUGAAUGUGUAUUUAUAAGGAAAUGGAAAACAAUCAAUGUAUGUUUAUCAGCUGUUUUACCUUUUUUUUUUUUUUUAUUGUGAAAAGAAAUGCACCAAACAAAGGGAGACACAAAUUUCUCUGGAAUGUUCUGUCGUUGUAAGCCACUGACUCCUUUUAGCCAAUGAAUGCAAGAGAUGAGACCCUUAAAAAUACAUUUUUACUCCUAGAUGGUAUUCAAGUAUGUAGAAUGUCAAGUAGAUGCCACUUGAGUUGUUUGGGACUCCAACAGACAACAAGAGCGCCAACUCGCAACGAUUGCUAAGGUGCCAUUUCAUGUUUAAGCAUGUUUUCAACUGGGAAUAGGAAAAAAAAAAUAUGGCCAGUUGUUUUCUCAACAAAGCUUUUUGUAACUCGAAAACAGAAACAGAUUCCAAUUCUUACUGUGAACAUGUGCUGUUUUGACAACAUUGUCAGUUUUUUCCAACUCCUCAAAAUUAAAA
Syngnathoides biaculeatus (alligator pipefish) is the source of this 1407-nucleotide messenger RNA. It is a transcript of the gene rgs5b, whose product is annotated as regulator of G protein signaling 5b. The transcript is spliced from 5 exons. Lineage: Eukaryota; Metazoa; Chordata; Actinopteri; Syngnathiformes; Syngnathidae. The coding region runs from base 101 to 667 and encodes 188 amino acids. The record is from RefSeq and is a predicted model, not a curated record.